Molecule: messenger RNA, 4843 nt
Organism: Puntigrus tetrazona (Sumatra barb)
Lineage: Eukaryota; Metazoa; Chordata; Actinopteri; Cypriniformes; Cyprinidae
Gene: tead1b
Product: TEA domain family member 1b
Exons: 15
Coding region: 449-1750 (433 amino acids)
Biological process (GO): regulation of transcription by RNA polymerase II; hippo signaling; embryonic organ development
Cellular component (GO): transcription regulator complex
Molecular function (GO): DNA-binding transcription factor activity, RNA polymerase II-specific; RNA polymerase II cis-regulatory region sequence-specific DNA binding
Source: RefSeq, a predicted model, not a curated record
AUUAAGUUAAAGCCGGCGAGCAAAUGCAAAAGUGUUUUGCGCGAUUAUGACUAUUGAUAGGCAUGUAAGCAGAGGGGUCGGGCUCAAAGUAUCUUUUCAAUGGGAUUUAGUUCGACGCUGCAGCAGCAACAGGGUGCUUUCACUUUGUCCACUGACUCAGUCUGACAUAGCACGAAAAUCUUUGACAUUUUUCACAUUUUUGCUAAAGAAGCCGACCUUGCGCGCUCGUGCUCUGCAUUGGCUACGCUGCACAUUUCGGAGCGGAGCACAAAUAUAGCGCGGAGAGACUUGUUGCUCGCGUAUCUUUGGCGUUUAUUCCCCAGCUUCUGUGCACGUCUCACCCGAUUCACCCUAGUCUGCUCCAGGCUUCGGCUUGGAGGUCCCAACCGCCACCAUUGAUCCCAGCAGCUGGAGCGGCAGUGAAAGCUCUGCCGAGGAUAUCGAGAGGAUGAGCGACUCGGCAGACAAGCCCAUGGACAACGAUGCUGAGGGGGUGUGGAGUCCUGAUAUAGAGCAGAGCUUCCAGGAGGCACUGGCCAUCUACCCGCCCUGUGGACGGCGCAAAAUCAUCCUCUCGGAUGAGGGCAAGAUGUAUGGUCGGAAUGAGCUGAUUGCCAGAUACAUUAAACUCAGAACCGGGAAGACAAGGACACGGAAACAGGUGUCUAGUCACAUACAGGUCUUAGCAAGAAAGAAAGUUCGAGAAAUCCAAGCUGCCAUCAAGGUGUCUAGUCACAUUCAGGUUCUUGCCAGAAGGAAAUCUCGCGAAUUUCAUUCCAAGCUAAAGGUGACAAGCAUGGAUCAGAGCGUGAAGGACAAAGCUCUUCAGAGCAUGGCCUCCAUGUCCUCGGCCCAGAUCGUCUCUGCAACCGCCAUCCACAACAAGCUGGGUCUUCCGGGCAUCCCGCGUCCCGCCUUCCCCGGAGCAGCAGGGUUUUGGCAGGGCAUGAUAUCCACGGGCCAGCCUGGAUCCUCACAAGACAUCAAGCCAUUUGCUCAGCAAGCGUACCCUAUCCAGCCAGCAGUCACAACUACAAUCUCAAGUUAUGAGCCCCCGACAGCGCCGGCUCCCACAGUGCCCGCCUGGCAGGGCCGAUCUAUCGGCACAUCUAAACUCAGACUGGUGGAGUUCUCCGCUUUUCUUGAGCACCAGAGAGAUCCGGAUUCUUAUAACAAGCAUCUUUUCGUGCACAUCGGUCAGACAAAUCACUCUUACAAUGAUGCCUUGCUCGAGUCAGUGGACAUUCGUCAGAUUUAUGACAAAUUCCCUGAGAAGAAAGGAGGGCUGAAGGAAUUGUUCGGCAAGGGUCCUCAGAAUUCAUUCUUUCUCAUAAAGUUCUGGGCUGACUUGAACUGCAACAUUCAGGACGAAACUGGGGCUUUCUACGGAGUGACCAGUCAGUACGAGAGCCCAGAGAACAUGACCAUCACCUGCUCCACGAAGGUUUGCUCGUUUGGCAAACAGGUCGUGGAGAAAGUGGAGACAGAGUACGCUCGCUUUGAGAACGGACGCUUUGUUUACCGGAUAAGUCGAUCUCCCAUGUGUGAAUACAUGAUCAACUUCAUCCACAAACUCAAACACCUGCCUGAGAAAUACAUGAUGAACAGCGUCCUGGAGAACUUCACCAUCUUAUUGGUGGUAACAAACAGAGACACACAGGAGACCCUGCUGUGCAUGGCCUGUGUGUUCGAAGUAUCAAACAGCGAGCACGGAGCCCAGCAUCACAUCUACAGACUAGUGAAGGAAUGAAGCAGCUCUUUCACACAGACUCUGGACCUCAGUACAGUGGCAGUGCCUCUAGCUCAACACUCACUCAAGAUGAUUUUCCGUCACAAUUGGGUGAUGCUUAUGAUUAUAUAUAUAUAUAUAUAUAUUUUCUUUAUUAAUAUGUGUUUGACGUUUAACUGCAGCUGUGAAUUGCGGUACAGUUGUCUUAUGUUUUAAUAUGGGAAAGAAUGUCAGAGAAUGCAGAAUAAACAUUCAUCCGUAGACUAUACACAUAAAGUGACAGUAUCAUUCAACUUAAAGGAUAGGUUGAGUUAGAACGAAUCUGAAAACGACCUCAUUUCGGAAGCGUACACAUCUGAAAGCGUAUGGGUGCAGCCUUGUGUGUGUGUGUGUGCGCGCGUGUGUGUGUGUGAGUAGGAUGUAGGUGUACAGAUGUAUAUACAUUCUCACACACGUAGGUAUUUUUCCCAAAGAAAAAGUAUUUGAGAAAUUUCAUUCAGUAACAUUGAUUUAUUAAAAAGAAAUCUACUGUAGGUGUUUAAAAAAAAAAAAAAAAAAAAAAAAAAAAAAAAAAAAAAAAGAUUCUUGUGGCCAUCGGAAAAAACAAAACCAUUCCAAACAUUCCGAGAAUUCAGGGAAUUCUGAAGCCCAGCCCUUGAAAAGAAUUACUUUGUACACACUACUUUUUCGUUGAGGAAUUACUACACUGUGAUACGAGACGUUUAUACCAACCUGUGUCUGUUGUCGCGUGUCAUCGCCUGCAAUAAGAAAACGCAGAGAAUCGACCCCUUACUGUUGACUGUACAGCUUGUGUAAAAAGUAACUCUAGAAACAAGAAGCACUGCAUUAACUACCAGGGCUUGAUGGAUUAUCCAUCAGAUUGACCCGAGCACUUGGAUCCCCUCGUCGGACAAGCCUUAGAGCGUGUUUGCCGCUGGAAAGCCACACUUUUCACGAAGCCCAUCCCUGAACGUGCUUGUACGUCACGGAGCGCUCCUUCAUCUUCUGUAAGAAUCUGUCCCAGAGUUCCUCGCUGCCUUUGACGUCCCCACACAGCCCAUCUCUCUGUGGCCUAAUCGAUUUCUACGACUGCAAGCCUUAAUAACGGUUGUGUGAACUCCAAAAGAUGCCACUAAAGCUGUGACCUCUUUCCUAAGCUGGAAGACUUUCUUAUUGUCACAUGUUGUAGGAAUUGUACAGUACACACCUGCCAAAGUGUAACAAUAUACAGCACAGUGCCUUAGUGUAUGAAGCGAACGUGGAUGAGCACAGUCGUUUUUCGGGAAACAGUAACACUAAAGGUGCGGUCACACUUGCUUCUUCGUUUCGAUAGGAAUUUGCGCGAUUUGGAAGAAUUUUUAUUAUUUUUCCGAGUUCGCCGCACUGACCAUGCUUGGUUUGAAAGUGACUUGGCCACGCCGCUGUUUCGCCCGCUAAAUUUUGCAGUUUCGCAAAUGUGACCGCACCUCGAGAAUCGAAACGUGUCACCUUUAUAAAAGAGCACUGGCCAUUCGGUUGACCUUUCACUCUCAGAGACGGAAGACAUAUUUAGAAAUACAGAUCUUGCCUUUCUUAUCCGAAAAGACCAAAAAGUUGAAGGAGACGCAUCGAGCUCCUCUUUAUUUCCUGCACUGUAGCAUGAAAGUGCCUUUGGUUCUGAUUUUCCAGCUUAGAAAAGACAGAUGUUUUUUUGCGUUCUUAAGAUGAUCAAAAACCAAAAAAAAAAAAAAAAAAAAGUGGAUGUAGGUCAAAUAUUCACCACAUUGCCUUUCAUGAGAAUUUUAUAGAAAAAUCAACAUGGGCUAGUGUGUGGAAAUAAAGUUAUGUAAUAAUUAUUAAUAACAAACUUCUAUCAGCAUUUGAUUUGGUGGAUGUGGCAAACUGUCAUUUUUUUUGUUUUGUUAUUUUGUUCUGUUUCCUUUCGAACUAUGAACCGUUCCGUUCUGCGAGAGAUUUAUUCCACAUAGAGCUUUAGCUACUUUUCUAGCGCGUGAUCGAAUCGUAAAAGGCGGGAAAACCUCACGGCGCCGUGGAGAUUACGACCGCCGUUCGGCGUUUGCCUCUACUUUGUUUAAAGCCAUUUCAAUGUCUUUUUUUUUUUAAAUAUAGAACCUCUAUAUAAAGAGACGUCGAGGCGUGUCGCUCCUCAGACCUUUAAGAGAGUCAAGGAUAUUAACCGCGGAGUCGCGUGUAAUCUGGCUUCACCAAACCAUAUCACCUUCACUGCGUAAUUUAUUCGUGCUGUUCAUUUAAGUGGACCGAGCCCUCAAAGCGCGAGAGACUAAGUUAGAUUUACAGCUGUGUGUGUGUGUGUGUGUGCGUGUGCGUGCGUGCGUGCGCGUGCGUGCGUGUUGUAGCGCUUCAAGUAAACUGUGGAGUUAUUAAGUGCGCGAUAUCAAAGCGUUCUCGUUCACGUUUCAUAUAGAGAUCUUCCUGUAUUGUUCUACAUGUAACGUUACGCGAUGGUUUUGUGACGACGUCAGUAUAUGAUACUGUUACCGCUGCGCUGCUGGCGCGUCCGCUACGUCAGUUCCUGUUUAACAGCCCCCUUCACUUCUCCAGGGGCCUGAGAACUAAUGCCUUUUAAUAUGAUGAAUGUUAAACGGACAUUGCUUUGCUGGUAACGGACACUAAGCAAGGAUUCGGACUGCAGUAUGUCAGCAGUUUAGCUUCUGUUUUUUGAUCUCUGUUUGUAUUUCGUCUAUGUGUAGGUACUGGUACCUCCUAUGUUCAUUACCAUUUAAGAUGUUGGCUUUAAAGUGAACUUUUCUCUAGUUCGGAUAGUAUCAUAAAAAAAAAAAAAAGAUAUUGGGUUUGUGUGCAGAGAUUUUUUUUGUAAAAAGGUGCUUUGUAUAAAAUUAUAUAUUCUGGCUUUUCUUGGUACAAAGGUGUGAUAUCUUUUAAUAUCCUUGAUGAUGGGGAGAAAAAAAAAAGCGUUGGAGCAAGGCUGAGAGAGAAAAGAAAAAAACUAUUAUUAGUGUGUACUUUAUCGCAUAUGGUCUUGUCUUUGCUCCGUAACAUUUUGAUGCCUUCUUGAUAAAGUGGUAGAUAUUUUGUAGCUUUCUAGAUACUUUGUAUGUAUACAAUAUUGAAUAAAAUAAGUAAUUAAAAGAG